ACUAAAUCAGCGCCAAAUCAAAACAACCUUUCAUCUUCCAUUUUCAAAAUCAGCGCCUCUUAAUUUAUUAGUAGCGCUACCCUUUCCGCCUCAUUACCGAUCCCAGCCACCGCAGCAACGAACUAACAUGCGAACACAAUGUUACCUUCGUCUAUCUAAACUCUAUCAAAGAAAUUCCAGUUUUCAUAAUUGCAGGGGCCACGACGAUCAGACUAUGCUAGAAGCAACUAAUCACAUUGUAUUCAUUGCAUUUUUCGCGGGUUGUUUUGCAAUUAUAGUUUGUUUUACCACAGCACUAAACCCCCUUCUCAUAAUAAUCAUCGGAGUUGGAGUUGUAUUGCCACUCUUCUUUGUUGCCAUCUACAACUGGGACACUUAUAUGGUAUAUGACCUUACGGACCUCGUUUUACCUCCAUCAUCAUUGGAGUCAUCAUCUGUGCACCAAGGAUAAUCAUCUGUCCUUUCGUAUUCUGGUUUUUGAUCUAUAAAUUCCAGAAAAGGCGUUUGUCCUCAUUCGAGGGAGUAGAGUCAUUCAUACAAAGUGAUAACAAACUCAUGCCAAUAAGGUACUCCUACUCGGACAUAAAAAAUAUGAUACACGAUUACUUGAUGAUGUAUUAGUGGGUAAUUAUUUAAAGUUAGUGGGGGAGUUAUUUGAAGUUAGUGGGGAGUUAAUGAGUGGUUACAUAGUUAUUAUUGUAGUUAAUAGUAAUUAUUAUCUUUAUUUCCUUAGUAGUAUAUAUAGGUCCCUUAAGGUUUUAGAGAUUAUGAAAUAUUAAGUUUAGAUUAAGGACUGUAUUUUACCGUAGAGCCUCAUUAGAGGAUUAUUGUUGUUCAUUUCAGUUUGUAUUUCUAUUUCCUAUCAUAUUUUAGUUCGUGUGUAUAACUUAUCAUGGCCGUCUUUCACUCCGUAUCAAAUGGUGCGGUGAACGUGGAAUGCAUGCGGUUCAACGGAUCAGAGAAGGCGGUGGAAACCUUGCACACCAAGUCUGAAAAACUCACUACCCCGACCUCUUGUUGGCAGACCGAAUUCGAUGCCCUUGUGCCGGAGCUUCUGGUUCGUUACUCGUCACUUUCCAAACCCCACAACAUUUCCCAUCACAAGUCACAACCACCGGCCGACCAUCCAACCAACACGACUGAAGAGAACUCAGCCAUCCUGCACACUGUGCCACAGCCUCCCAUGCAUCUAUCCUACAUCUCAUUGCCAAACACAUCAGCCCAGAACACACCACAACUGCUUGUGCAUCCAUCUUCUGUCUCAUUCCUAGACAAAUCAGACCCCCGUUUAGCCAACCCCAUGGUUUAGCCUCCUUUUUUUACACCAACAACAAAGCCUGUGGUGAUUACUCCACCACCCCGAAGUCACACUUGAGGAGAGACUCCGCCCACAUCUACACCUCCAGAUGGGAAUGCAUUGCUUCGGUCGGUGCAAGCUAUCAUCGAGCACAUUCUGCGACGUCUUGAUGCACAGAUUUCUGCACCUGCAUUCACGUCCCUACCUUUGCCCAUUGAGAUUUCAACAGACGAGAUAGUGAGCGUCACUGCAACCCUGUUAUCUCCUGAUAUGGCACCAACAUCCCCGUUCCAGUCCAGCCCUUCGCCACCACCAGUACCACAGUUUACGACAACCCUUGUGUCUUCCGACGUGGGGCCUGUUGGGGUUUGGUGCCCCUUGCACAACGGAAGUCAUGCAUUCACAAAUAAAUCAUACAUAUGGAUCUAUUUGACAGAUUAUGAGAUCAAUUUAUUGUUAGGGUUUUACUAGAAAUCACCUUUCGAGUGAUUGAAUACUGUAAAACUCUAUAAGCUAUUUUCCAAUAAAUAAAACAGA
Salvia splendens (bonfire salvia) is the source of this 1834-nucleotide messenger RNA. RefSeq lists its product as uncharacterized. The record is from RefSeq and is a predicted model, not a curated record. Bases 128 to 451 code for a protein of 107 amino acids. NCBI's taxonomy places the organism in Eukaryota, Viridiplantae, Streptophyta, Magnoliopsida, Lamiales, Lamiaceae. The transcript is spliced from 7 exons.